AUGUCUAACCAAGCAAAUGGUUUUCAGGGUUCUCAACCCUUUAUAAGUGAUAAAGAGUAUAAGAGCUUAUCUUUGGAUCAAUUAAAAUAUAUAUUAAAUCAGAAGAAACAAGGACUUAAGGAUAAUUAUAAAGAAUUAAGUGAAAAAGAAAAAAUAAUUCGUGAUAUUAGAAAAGCAGAUAAACUUAGUGAAAAAGUAAAACAAGGUAUUGAUAUAAAAAAAGAAAGGAAGAAAAAGGUAAAAAAAAAAGAAAGUAAAAAGAAGAUAAAAUCAUUUGAUGAGUAUUUUGAGCAAUGUAUAAAAAAUAAAGAGAUACCACCAGAUACUCCUUCUUAUUUACGUGAAGCUCUUGAGAGAGCUAUUAAGGAAUAUGAUCAAGGACUUAUUAAAGAAAAAUCAUCUUUGGAAAACUUUGCUAACAAAUAUGUUAUUAAAGGAGAACCUGGAUUAUCUCCAGCUGAUUUUUUAAAUAGAAUUCAUAAAACUUUAGAAGAAUUUUUUACAUAUCAUAGAAAUAUAAAAUUUAAUAGGCUUUUGGUUUGUUUAAUGGAACAACAAGAAAUUAGUAAAGAUAAAGGAGUUGUAGGAUUGAAUCAAAGUAAGGCUUACUUUACAUCAGGAAUUCUAAAAAAUUUAAAAUCAACAGAUGUAAAUAAAUUAAUUAAUCUUUGUUAUAAAAAAAUUCUUAAUGAUGUAGAUGCUUAUCAAGAAAAUGGAAGUGGAUGGUAUUUUAAUGAAAUUCAUACUGUUGAGUUUAAUCCAGCGAAGGGUUCAUCUUACAUUCCUCUUCCAGAUUGGAUAUCAAAUAAAAAAGCAAUAGUUAAUAUUGAAAACAAAGAUGAUAAAUGCUUUAUUUGGUGUAUACUUAGAUAUCUUUAUCCAAGAGAUAGAGAUGAAGAAAGAUUAACAGAUUCGAAAAAGUAUGAGAAUUCUCUUAACACUAAAGGAAUUACUUUUCCAAUGAAAUUAAGAGAUAUUUCCAAAUUUGAAAAACUUAAUCCAUCUCUUCCAGGAAUAAAUGUUUUUUCAGUUAAUGAAAACAAAAAUUUUGAUCCUUUAAGAAUGGCAGAGAAAGACUGUCUAAAUACUAUUGAUUUGUUUUUAUAUGAAGAAGAUGGUGCUUCACAUUACUCACUAACUAAAAAUUUGAAUCGUUUGAUUAAGUCUCAAAAAACUAAAAGUAAGAAUGGUUCAUUUUAUAUUUGUAAAAAAUGCUUUAUUCAUUUUACUUAGUAUGAAUUAUUACAAAAGCAUAUCUUAUAUUGUUCAAAUAAUGAAACAGUUUCUGUGAAAAUGCCUCCACAAGGAACAAUGUUAAAAUUUAAAAAUUACCAAAAUCAACUUCCAGUUCCUUUUGUAGUUUAUGCAGAUUUUGAAUGCUUUACUAAACCAAUGAAUACUUGUAGUCCUAAUCCAAAAGAAUCGUAUAAUUAUAAUUACCAAAAACAUGAACCAUCAGGAUUUUGUUUUCAUAUAAAAGGAUUAGUAGAUACCAAAUUUGAGCCAAUUAUUUAUACCAAGAAAAAAGAACGUGAUGACGUAGCUAUAAGAUAUUUGUUGAAAAACUUACAAAAGUAACCAAUAAGAUAUACAAUGAUUUUUAUUGUCGGCCAAUACCUCUUCGUUUAACAAGACAAGAACAAAAAUCAUUUGAUAAAGCUAAAACCUGUUAUAUUUGUAAUAAAGAAUUAUUAGAUGAUAAAGUUAGAGAUCAUUGUCAUUUUACUGGUAAAUACCGUGGAGCUGCUCAUAAUAGUUGUAAUCUACAGUGUCGCAAACCAAUGAUUCUUCCAGUUAUAUUUCACAAUCUUCAAGGGUAUGAUGCUCAUUUGUCUAUAAAACAACUUGCUUGUUUACCAGGUGAGUUUAACUGUAUUCCAUCUACUGAAGAAAAGUAUAUUUCAUUUUCUAAAAAGAUUAAGGUUGAUGAGUACAAAUCUAGACGCAAUGGAGAAAUGAUUUCAUUAUAUUUUGAAAUACGAUUUAUUGAUUCAUUCAAGUUUCUUCAAACAUUCCUUGCUAAUCUUGUUUCAAAUCUCCAACCGGAUGAUUUCCAUAAUACAAAAGAAGUAUUUAAGGAAAAUGUUGACUUACUAACUCGUAAGGGAGUUUAUCCAUAUGACUAUGUUUCCUCAAUGGAAAAACUAUCUGAAACACAAUUACCUUCAAAAGACUCCUUUUAUUCAAAACUAAAUGAUGAAGAGAUAAACGAUGAUGAUUAUCAACACGCUAUCAAUGUCUGGAAUACUUUUAAAUGUAAAACAAUUAGAGAUUAUCACAAUAUUUACCUAAAGUCUGAUGUUCUACUUUUGUCAGAUGUAUUUGAAAACUUUAGGAAAACUUGUCUCAAACAUUACAAUCUAGAUCCAGCUCAUUAUUACACAUCUCCUGGGCUAGCUUGGGGUGCAUGUCUCAAAGAAACAGGUCAGGAAUUACAAUUACUAAAUGAUUAUGAUAUGUUAAUGAUGUUUGAAAAAGGAAUUCGUGGUGGAAUAUCUCACAUAUCAAAAAGAUAUACAGAAGCAAAUAAUAAAUACAUGAAAAAUUAUAAUCCUAAUAAGGAGACUAGUUAUAUUCAAUAUCUUGAUGCAAAUAAUCUUUACGGUUGGGCAAUGUCUCAACAACUUCCAACACAUGGAUUUAGUUGGAUGAAAAAUUCAACAAAAGAAAAAGUAAUGGAUAUCUUGGAUAAAGCAAAUCAUAGUAUGUCAAAUCGUGGAAGAAAAGGAUAUAUAUUUGAAGUUGAUUUGGAACAUCCUUCCAACCUAUGGGAAUCACAUAAUGACUAUCCUCUUGCACCUGAGAAGAUGAUUGUCAAUGGUGUUGAAAAACAAAUUUGUCAUUUUAAACCAAGAAAGAACUAUGUUGUACAUUAUCGAAAUCUGAGACAAUACCUUGAGAUGGGAAUGAGAAUAACUGCUGUUCACAGAGGAAUAUCAUUUUACCAAUCUUCUUGGAUGGAGCCUUACAUAAGAAAAAAUACAGAACUUCGAAAAACAGCAUCCAACAGUUUUGAGAAAGACUUUUUCAAACUAAUGAAUAAUUCCUUAUUUGGAAAAACAAUAGAAAACAUAAGGAAACGACAAAAUAUAUUUAUUAUUGAUGAUCGUAAGAAAGCUGUAAAGUUAACAAGUCGUCCAAACUUUGAUAGGGCAACAAUAUUUGAUAAAAAUCUUAUUGCUGUUCAUAUGAAAAAGACAGAAGUUUAUUUUAACAAAACAGUAUAUGUUGGACAAGCAAUUCUAGAUCUGUCAAAAACAUUAAUGUUUGAUUUUCAUUACAACUAUAUUAAAAAGAAAUAUAAACACAGGGCUGAGUUAAUGUUUACAGAUACCGACUCACUUUUAUACCAAAUUCAUACGGAUGAUUUUUACAAAGAUAUAUCCUAUGAUAUAAAAACCAAGUUUGACACAUCUGAUUAUCCUCCUAAUCAUCCAUCUGGAAUACUAACAGGAGUAAACAAAAAAGUAAUAGGAAUGUUUAAGGAUGAAGUAGCUGGUAGACAGAUUACACAUUUUGUUGGUCUUCGUCCGAAGCUUUAUAGUUUCAAGGUAGAGGAUGGAAGUUUAACCAAAAAGUUUAAAGGUAUAAAGAAAAAUGUUGUAAAAAAGGCAAUAGAAUUUGAAGACUAUGUAGAAUGUUUAUUUUCUGGUGAAAAACAAAUGAGAUCUAUGAAAAUUAUAAGAAGUGAAAAUCAUGAUAUAUAUUCAAAAGAAGUUAAUAAAAUAGCUCUCAGUAAUGAAGAUGAUAAACGCACUAUGAUGGAGGAUAAAGUGAAUACGUUGGCUUUAAGAUAA
This is a messenger RNA of Porites lobata, 3797 nucleotides long. The record is from the annotation of a GenBank genome assembly. Lineage: Eukaryota; Metazoa; Cnidaria; Anthozoa; Scleractinia; Poritidae.